This is a messenger RNA of Onychostoma macrolepis, 1116 nucleotides long. RefSeq names its product alkB homolog 7 (gene alkbh7). Gene Ontology annotation, cellular component: mitochondrial matrix. Gene Ontology annotation, biological process: DNA damage response; fatty acid metabolic process. Lineage: Eukaryota; Metazoa; Chordata; Actinopteri; Cypriniformes; Cyprinidae. The transcript is spliced from 4 exons. Bases 251 to 802 code for a protein of 183 amino acids. The record is from RefSeq and is a predicted model, not a curated record.
CCAUCCAGCGUCAUUUCAUUACAAAACUCAUAUUGUGACCGUUGUUUGUGAUUGCUACUCAACGUUUUUAUGGUCGUAGCUUAUGUGUAGUUUCUGAAACAUUCACUGUUUCUGGAGUUUAGUUCCGACCUACCUGUACUUUCCAAGUGAUCUAAAACCUUCUUGAAAACGUUCCUACUAACCUUACUAUAAAUGAAAAAGGCGUGCUGCUGAUAAAUAACAAAGAAAAACAAAUGUUGACCAAUCAGAAAUGUGGCUCUCUUCCAAUCCCAUGAGUUUUGGGCGGGGCUACUUUGUCGGAACAACAAAAGAGAGGGAAGUGUUUGGGAAACCUGCUUGGAAACAGUCGUUCUGCUGUCGUUUGUGGAGCUCAUGCCGUCCAGCUAUUCACGGCUACAGAGAGACAGAGCGCCUGCAGUGGGGAGUUACGUCUGAAAGUAUCUUAAGGCGGGUGAGAGCAGUUGCAUUUCCUGAAGGCAGUCCACUGCUUGGGCCAAUUCAUGUUCUGGACCUGGACAAAGAGGGCUAUAUCAAACCCCAUAUUGACAGUGUGAAGUUCUGUGGAAGCACUAUUGCAGGACUGAGCCUGUUGUCCGAUAGUGUUAUGCGAUUGGUCCCAGAAAACAAAUCCACAGAUUGGGUGGACAUGCUUCUGAGUCGGCGCUCACUUUAUAUAUUAAGGGAUGAUGCUCGGUUUAAAUUCACCCAUGAAAUCCUGAAAGAUGAAGAAUCCUUUUUCUCAGGACAGAAGGUUGCUCGUCAUCGCCGCAUCUCCGUUAUCUGUCGAAACCUGCCUGUUUAAAAGAACUGGACUGCCCUUAACACUUAUCUUGGAAAUCCUGUGGCUUUUUCAUAUUAUUACCUUUGUCUAGAAUUGUAUCUUUCAGAUACUCACACACACAGGUAGCUAGAAAUUUAUAAAUCAGAUGCAUUUUACUGGAAUAACCACAACUGUUGAAAAACAUCUUUCAGCUCACUGAAAUGUUGUCCAGAUACUUGUAUUGUAUAUAUAUAUGAAGGGAAAAGUUUUGAUUGAUGUAAUGUAUAAAUGUAAAAUAAGUCAGGGGAAAGGAUGAAAUCAGUGAAUGGAACUGCUAUUUACAGUGUCUAUUAAUA